CUAGCCUUUCUGGCGAAACAAUUGUGGUGUAUAAUACAGUUCAGAGACUCUCUUUUGGUCCAUGUUUUACGUGGCAAGUACUAUAGACUUAGUUUGCCUUUGCAAGCUAUUGACAUAGAUACCCCUUCAUACUCCUGCUAGCCUAUCAGCUGCAAUACCUCUGUUGUUACUAGGGAUUAGAAAGAAGAUCCAUUCGGGUUUUGAUGUAAAAGCAUGGGAUGAUCCUUGGAUCCUGACUUCACCUGAAAGGCCAGCCAUGCCAAAUGUCCCGGUAGUCCAUCCCAGGAUGACUGUCAGUGAAUUUAUUAAAGUAGACUCAAACGAAUGGGAUGUCGAAAUGCUUGAGAACUAAGUCUCUCAAGAAGAUAUACCUUUGAUUCGAAGUUUGGCCAUAAGCCGAUCUUUACAACGUGUUUAUUACUUCUGGAGAUUCACUAAGACUGGCAUGUAUACUGUUAAGUUAGGAUAUUGGCUAUUCAUGUAUAUUGUCAAGGUUGAAGAAAAUGUUUUCUACACUGAACCGAGUAUCACAAAGCUCCAAGCCUUUGCUUUGAAGGUAAAUGCUCUACAAAAGAUUCAUCAUCUUAUAUGACAAUUACUCAAAUGACAUGUUGCAAUCACAAUGAACUUGAAUAGUUGCCAUAUGCGAUGUGAUAAUAUUUGUCCAAGGUGUGGGGAUCCAGAUGAGGCAGUAACCCCUGCUAUCUUCAAAUAUCCACCGGCACUUCAAUCGUGGGCUCUUGCGGCUACACCGUCUCAUCAUGAUAUAUUCCAUGUUUCCAUCAUAUAUAUUAACAUUGACUACCUUUUCUGGAGGAAGAAUAAUAUUGAAGACUCAGAAAUGGACAUACACCCUUAUUCAUGGAUAAUUUGGUAUCUAUAUAAAACAAAGAAUGCUAAACUAUUCAGAGGGAUAGAUAGAGACCCACUCGAACUAAUCAGAUAUGUAGAUGGAGAAUGCCAAGCAUGGUUCACGGCAAAUCAGUCACAUGUUAUGUUGACUAUAACAAUAAUAGUAACAUCUCCAGUCUUAUGCUUUGAGAAUAUAUGCAUGGUGGAUGGUUCUUAGACCUCCACAUAGAUCUACAUUGGAUGCGGAUUGGUUUGGAAAUAUAGCUUUGGACAAACACAACUCAUGAGUACAAGAAAGCAAAGAAGAAUAUAAUUUGUUUUGCAUUCGGAAUUGGAAGCACUAGGAUGGGCAAUGGACAACAUGCUACAUUAUUCGACAUGUUAGCAUUUCGGGACAUAUUGUAAGGAUUUAAUGGAAAUGAUAAGGGAAGCUCAUGCAUCACAGACUUUUUCGACAGAGCUGAAGGAGAUGCAUGAACUGAAAAGAAGAUUCCACGAUUUCAAGCUAUACUCAUUUUCAGGGGACAAAUUGUGACCGCUGAUUUUUAGCUAGAAUUACUCGAUUUUUUCACAUGUCUCUUUGUUUUGUUGGUUAUUCUAUUUUGCUAUGGCUACCCAGACCAACUCAAGUCUUAGUAAUAGAAUAUCCUUUUGAUGUCCAAAAAUAUCAUAUUGUAACUAUUAUCACAUCUACAUGUCCACUACAAGAUCUAAGCCAAUAUAUUAGUUUGAUCUUUGAACAAUAGAAGGACUGAAAGUGCAAUUUUUUCUUUCUUUUGGUUGCUCUCAAGAUCAAAAUAAUAUUUUUUUGUUGCUUUUGUAAGUGAAUUAUAUUUUGUAUUUUACAUUAGAAUUGAAAGAAGUACAGUUAUUUUUGUUAUCCAAUUUCGUAUUUAUUUACAAAUUUAUGAAUCUUAGUACACUUUUAUACAUUUUUUGUGAUUAACAUAUAAAUGGCAUAAUAAUUCCGAUAUGAUUUGACUUAUAUGAAUUAGAGAACUCGAUAUGUUCAUUAUCACAAAGUCACUGAAGCGAUAAAAUUGAAGAGUACGAGGUUGCUUGGCAGUUUCUAUAUAUCACAAUAUCUAUAAAGACUUUCAGCCGUUCAAUUUUGCCACCGUACUUUAUAAAGUUCCACAACCCUCAUAAGUUUUGUCUUUUUAUCGAUGGAACAAGAACUACAACAAGAGCCGUGUAGGCGGAAGCGAAGGCAGCCACCGCAAGAAGAAGCAGACACCCACGUGGCAACGAGGCCGUUUAAGCCGUACAGAGGAAUACGUAUGAGGAAGUGGGGCAAAUGGGUGGCUGAGAUACGUGAACCAAACAAACGUUCACGUCUUUGGCUCGGUUCUUACACAACCGCCGUAGCCGCUGCUAGAGCCUACGACACCGCCGUCUUCUACCUCCGUGGCCCCUCAGCACGCCUCAACUUCCCUGAUCUUCUUUUUCAGGAUGAGGGUCACCGAUCAGCCGCGGCUGCUGCCGUCGACAUGCCCGCCUCUCUGAUACGUGAGAAAGCUGCAGAGGUCGGCGCUAGAGUCGAUGCUCUUCUCGCUUGUUCUGCGAAGUCGCGGUCUCCUUCUUCACCGGUAUUAGUUGAGAAACCUGAUUUGAAUCAAAUACCUGAAUCAUGAGAUAUUUAGUGAAGUUAUAGACAACAUAUACGCAUCUUGUUUUGUUUUCAAUGGCGAUUACAAUUACAUACGUGAUACACAGACGACACAUGUGAAAAUAUAGAGAUGUACACAUGAAUAAAGUAUCGAAUAAUUGUUAUAAUCUUGUUUAAUUUGCUAUUAAUGAGAAGAGAGUUUUUGUUUUA
Messenger RNA from Brassica rapa (field mustard), 2671 nucleotides. RefSeq names its product ethylene-responsive transcription factor RAP2-1. NCBI's taxonomy places the organism in Eukaryota, Viridiplantae, Streptophyta, Magnoliopsida, Brassicales, Brassicaceae. Gene Ontology annotation, molecular function: DNA binding; DNA-binding transcription factor activity. Gene Ontology annotation, biological process: regulation of DNA-templated transcription. The record is from RefSeq and is a predicted model, not a curated record.